AUGCGCCUCGGAACGUUUUCGGUUAACGAAGCUUUGUUGCCCAAGCACUGGAAUCUGCAGAACAUCCUGGAAAACAUCGCUUUGUGUCGAAUGCUCCUGUCGCGCGCUUCGCUCCAACCGUCUCCCGUGCUGCGUCGGGCUCCAGCGCAUGAAUGUCUGAUGAUCGACACGAUCGCCCCCGACGACUAUAACCCUGUUGGUUGUACCGGUUCAGAAGCGACCGUAAAUCAUGGGCUAGGGGACUCAGGGCUUAUCCAGUCGUUUAUCCUGGGUAUAUCAUUGGAGCCAGUUAUCAACGCUAGUUGGGCAGUUGGUUUUUUGGCCAGUAUAUACUUUCCGGAUGGAAAAAUGAUGCAGCGGACCGAUGUGCAUUUACCAGCUGAUUUGCAUAACGAAAACGAUUCUGCUGAUCAGAUGGCUUCUGAAGCAGGCGACAUGACCCUUCGAGUGAUCAGUGGAAACUCUGAAAAGACACUUCUGAUCGAAUCGGACAGCCGAGACGUGGGGCUAGAAAGAAACGUAUUACUUUUGAGAAAAAGUCUACCGGUCGAUUUCACGACCAUCUCGGACGUCAGUGACAUCGAUAUCAGCCAGUUCUGUGAAGCGCUUAGGACUCGAUGCAUCGACCUCCUCAGAAAAGCAGUCAUUCUGCCAUCAUCGCAGACCUUUACACUGCUCAGUGCAGCCUUUGCUGCAAGAAGCGAUCGACCUCAUUGUCGCCGUACCGUUCCACGAUUAGCCAUUUGA
This is a messenger RNA of Soboliphyme baturini, 747 nucleotides long. Lineage: Eukaryota; Metazoa; Nematoda; Enoplea; Dioctophymatida; Soboliphymatidae. The record is from the annotation of a GenBank genome assembly.